Messenger RNA from Cheilinus undulatus (humphead wrasse), 6339 nucleotides. RefSeq names its product cytoplasmic FMR1 interacting protein 2 (gene cyfip2). The record is from RefSeq and is a predicted model, not a curated record. Gene Ontology annotation, cellular component: neuron projection; synapse. Lineage: Eukaryota; Metazoa; Chordata; Actinopteri; Labriformes; Labridae. The coding region runs from base 187 to 3945 and encodes 1252 amino acids. The transcript is spliced from 30 exons. Gene Ontology annotation, biological process: regulation of actin filament polymerization; cell projection assembly; apoptotic process. Gene Ontology annotation, molecular function: small GTPase binding.
UAGCAGCACUGGGUAGGCACUGUGCGAAACUAGAGCAUCAAUCGGCACAGAAGACGAGCGAAAAAAAGGACCAGCGAACAUUGGACCGCCGUCGCAGACCGCGACACCGUCCGCCCGCCUUCGUGUACCGCCGGACGGACAUGCAAUUAUCAGAUUGUGGUGUUGUGUGAGUGACGCCUUGUUACCAUGACGACCCACGUGACCCUGGAGGAUGCCCUGUCCAACGUGGACCUGCUGGAGGAGCUGCCCCUUCCGGAUCAGCAGCCAUGCAUCGAACCCCCUCCCUCCUCCAUCAUGUACCAGGCUAAUUUUGACACCAACUUUGAAGACAGGAAUGCCUUUGUGACUGGAAUUGCUCGUUACAUAGAGCAGGCUACCGUCCACUCCAGCAUGAAUGAGAUGCUGGAGGAAGGACAUGAGUAUGCUGUGAUGCUCUACACCUGGAGGAGCUGCUCUCGAGCCAUUCCCCAGGUUAAAUGCAAUGAGCAACCUAACAGAGUGGAGAUCUACGAGAAAACAGUGGAAGUGCUAGAACCUGAAGUAACCAAGCUCAUGAAGUUCAUGUACUUCCAGAGGAAAGCAAUAGAGCGUUUUUGUAGCGAAGUGAAGCGUCUGUGUCACGCUGAGAGGAGGAAGGACUUUGUGUCCGAGGCCUACCUGCUCACUCUGGGCAAAUUUAUCAACAUGUUUGCAGUGCUGGAUGAACUGAAGAACAUGAAGUGUAGUGUAAAGAACGAUCACUCUGCCUACAAAAGGGCUGCUCAGUUUUUGAGGAAGAUGGCCGACCCUCAGUCCAUCCAGGAGUCCCAGAACCUCUCAAUGUUUUUAGCCAACCACAACAGGAUCACUCAGUGCCUGCACCAACAGUUGGAGGUGAUUCCUGGUUACGAGGAGCUUUUGGCAGACAUCGUCAACAUUUGUGUAGAUUAUUAUGAGAACAAGAUGUAUUUAACACCCAGUGAGAAACACAUGCUGCUUAAGGUGAUGGGCUUUGGUCUGUACCUGAUGGACGGGAACGUGAGUAAUAUCUACAAACUCGAUGCCAAAAAGAGGAUCAACCUGAGCAAGAUUGACAAGUUCUUCAAACUUCAAGUGGUGCCGCUGUUUGGAGACAUGCAGAUAGAGCUAUCCCGCUACAUUGAGACCAGCGCUCACUAUGAGGAGAACAAGUCCAAGUGGACGUGCACCCAGAGCAGCAUCUCUCCUCAGUACAACCUGUGUGAGCAGAUGGUGCAGAUCAGGGAGGACCACAUCCGUUUCAUCUCGGAGUUGGCGCGCUACAGCAACAGCGAGGUGGUGACGGGUUCGGGCUUGGACAGCCAGAAGUCUGAUGAGGAGUACAGAGAGCUGUUUGACCUGGCUCUGAGGGGCCUGCAGCUGCUGUCCAAGUGGAGCACGCAUGUCAUGGAAGUUUACUCAUGGAAGCUGGUCCAUCCCACAGAUAAAUUCUGUAACAAAGACUGCCCUGGCACAGCAGAGGAGUAUGAACGAGCUACACGUUACAACUACACCAGCGAGGAGAAAUUUGCCCUGGUGGAGGUCAUUGCUAUGAUCAAAGGACUGCAGGUUCUGAUGGGCCGGAUGGAAUCAGUUUUCAACCAGGCCAUCAGGAAUACCAUCUAUGCAGCGCUGCAAGACUUUGCCCAGAUGACCCUCAGAGAACCUCUGCGCCAGGCUGUACGCAAGAAGAAGAACGUCCUUAUUAGUGUUCUUCAGGCCAUAAGAAAAACUGUCUGUGACUGGGAGGGGGCAAGGGAACCUCCAAAUGACCCCUGUCUGAGGGGGGAGAAGGACCCAAAAGGUGGAUUUGACAUCAAAGUGCCACGCAGGGCUGUAGGACCCUCAAGCACACAGCUGUACAUGGUGCGCACCAUGCUGGAAUCAUUGAUAGCAGAUAAGAGUGGCUCUAAAAAGACUCUCCGAAGCAGCCUGGAUGGACCCAUCGUGACGGCUAUCGAAGACUUCCACAAACAUUCCUUUUUCUUUACACACCUGCUCAACUUCAGUGAGGCCCUUCAGCAGUGCUGUGAUCUCUCCCAGCUGUGGUUCAGAGAGUUCUUCCUGGAGCUGACCAUGGGUCGCAGAAUCCAGUUCCCCAUUGAGAUGUCCAUGCCCUGGAUUCUAACAGACCACAUCCUGGAGACGAAAGAGCCCUCUAUGAUGGAAUAUGUGCUGUAUCCUCUAGACCUGUAUAACGACAGUGGCUACUACGCCCUCACUAAGUUCAAGAAACAGUUCCUGUAUGAUGAAAUUGAGGCUGAGGUAAAUCUCUGCUUUGACCAGUUUGUCUACAAGUUAGCAGACCAGAUAUUCGCUUACUACAAAGCAAUGGCUGGAAGUGUCCUUCUCGACAAGCGCUUCCGAGCAGAGUGUAAAAACUACGGUGUGAUCAUCCCAUACCCUCCAUCAAACCGCUACGAGACGCUGCUUAAACAGAGACACGUACAGCUGCUAGGUCGCUCUAUCGACUUGAACCGUCUGAUCACUCAGAGGAUCUCAGCAGCGAUGUACAAAUCCCUGGAUCAUGCCAUCAGCCGCUUUGAGAGCGAGGACCUCACUUCCAUCGUGGAGUUGGAGUGGCUGCUGGAGAUCAACAGACUAACCCACCGGCUCCUGUCCAAGCACAUGACCCUGGAUAGCUUUGACGCCAUGUUCCGGGAGGCCAACCACAACGUGUCCGCUCCCUAUGGACGAAUCACGCUCCAUGUCUUCUGGGAACUCAACUUUGAUUUCCUCCCUAACUACUGCUACAAUGGAUCCACAAACCGUUUUGUACGCACAGCCAUUCCCUUCACCCAGGAGCCUCAAAGAGACAAGCCAGCCAAUGUGCAGCCUUACUACCUGUAUGGGUCCAAGCCUCUGAACAUCGCUUACUCCCACAUAUACAGCUCCUACAGAAACUUUGUUGGCCCACCUCACUUCAAGACCAUCUGCCGUCUCCUUGGUUACCAAGGCAUUGCAGUCGUGAUGGAGGAGCUGCUGAAGAUUGUCAAGAGCCUGUUACAGGGCACCAUACUGCAGUAUGUAAAAACUCUGAUCGAAGUCAUGCCCAAGAUCUGCCGCCUGCCGCGCCAUGAGUAUGGCUCCCCAGGGAUCCUGGAGUUCUUCCACCAUCAGCUCAAGGAUAUUAUUGAGUAUGCUGAGCUGAAGACAGAUGUUUUCCAAAGCUUAAGGGAGGUUGGGAAUGCCAUUCUCUUCUGCCUUCUCAUUGAGCAAGCAUUGUCGCAGGAGGAAGUAUGUGACCUGCUCCAUGCCGCCCCCUUCCAGAACAUUCUGCCCCGUGUCUACAUCAAAGAGGGAGAGCGUCUGGAGGUGAGGAUGAAGCGGCUUGAAGCGAAAUAUGCCCCUCUCCACCUUGUGCCUCUAAUAGAGAGGUUGGGAACCCCACAGCAAAUUGCAAUUGCCCGGGAAGGGGACCUGCUUACCAAAGAGCGACUGUGCUGCGGCCUCUCCAUGUUCGAGGUCAUCCUGACACGUAUCCGCAGUUUCCUGCAGGAUGGAGUGUGGCGUGGGCCCCCACCAACCAAUGGGGUGAUGCAUGUUGAUGAGUGUAUGGAGUUCCAUCGCUUGUGGAGCGCCAUGCAGUUUGUCUACUGCAUCCCUGUGGGCACACACGAGUUUACAGCAGAGCAGUGCUUUGGUGACGGUCUGAACUGGGCCGGCUGUGCCAUCAUCGUACUGUUGGGACAGCAGCGCCGUUUUGACCUCUUUGACUUCUGCUACCAUCUGCUUAAAGUCCAAAGACAGGACGGCAAGGAUGAGAUCAUCAAAAAUGUGCCCCUGAAGAAGAUGGCAGACCGCAUUAGAAAGUACCAGAUCCUAAACAACGAGAUCUUUGCCAUCCUCAACAAGUAUAUGAAGGCGGUGGAGACGGACAGUUCCACUGUGGAGCAUGUUCGCUGUUUCCAGCCUCCUAUACACCAAUCCCUGGCUACCACUUGUUGAAAAAGACCCCCCCACACAUAGUGCACUCACACAUACAUAGCUGUGAUAUGAAUUUCUGCCUCUGCCUGGGCUUGUAGAGGUUUAGGUCAGGCUUUAAGAAUUUAAAGACCAACCCACGUAAGAUGUUCCUAUAUCUAUAAUAUGACUUUUAAUUCUCAAAGCCAAUCAGAGGUUGAUCAGUCUAGAGGCAGAGGUGCAUAUUCACACCUUAUCUUUUGUUAUUUUGCUAUCUAUGUGGCUUUCACACAGACUCAUGCAUGCCUUCUCUUUUUCCUUCCGCUGCACAUCUGUGGAUUGGAUCACUGACUCGAUUGCCAAAACAGUAACUCCAUUCUGGUUCUAAAGCCGCUCGUCCCAGCCUUAAUGCCUUCCAGAAUUUGCAAUGAAGAGCUGAGGCAACUGUAAAUCUAAAACAAUUAUGAUGAAAUUCUAAAUAAUUACACAAAUAAUUAAUUUUCUUAGUUACUUAAAUAUAUUUUAAGUGGAACAUGGUGCUCUUAAUUGUUACAACAGGACUAGCACAGGUACCAGUAAGCCUGUGCUACCAUCAUCUUUAUCAUCUGUUGGUGCUUGUUCACUCUGUGGUACCGCCUUGACUCAUCUCGGUUCUAUUUUUUUAAUCUCUAAUAAGGUACAGAACUGGUACUUUAGAUUAAAUACUUUUUACUAGUGUAGAUUUAUAGACCAGUACUUUUACUUGAGUUUGAUAGCCAUAUACUUUUUCCACCUCUGGCAUAUGCUUACAUGUGACAUUUCCCAAUCUGCCCUGCCCAGUCCCACCUCUCGCUAGAUGGCAAAAAGGACAUUUUAGUUCCUGGAUGCCAGUGCUAAAUACAUGAUGCUGUCCAUAAACUCCCUUCAUUAACAUGAAAUGCCUGCAACUUACUUUAUGAAGUGUAUUUUCCAUUGCUUGUUUGAAAUUGAGCCUGCUUACAUGCAGCUGUCAGCCAAAUCAGAUGUUGCAACCAGAAAAGGUACUUGCAAGCAGGCCUAUCCACAGACGCAUUCCUCUGAAAGGACGUGGAAAUGGGUCCUCUUGAGAAGUAAUUCAGUAAUCAUUAUGUGUCCACUUUGAAUCAUCAGCAUUAGUCAUAGGCCCCUGACUAAUAUUUGCCUCCUGGUCUGAUUAGCUUUUGCAGGCUUCACAGCAGUCAGUUUCUGUAACAGGUCUGUACUGUCAUGGAAAACAAGAUCCCUGGUACCAAAACUGAGUAGAGCCAAGUUGAGUCGAGCCGGUACUACAGAUGAAAAAGCACCAUUAAGACCCAGACCUGUUUAUUGUGAUUCAUUAAACGUCUUCUCUUAUUUUAUGAUGAUCUGCCCAUGUCCAUGAAACAUAACGUCUUAUCACAAUGCAUUUGAAAACUCUCCUCUUAAUUUUCCUUCACCUGCUUGCUUUCAGAGGAAUGACAGUACAUAGCGAACUUGAUUUGCUUUUAUUUAUCUUAACCCUCCUGCAUUUGGUUUCCUCCUAAAACACAUUUUAAUUUGGUACCAGUCCCACUGUAAAUUUCACUGUUGAACUAAGUGAAGUGUUGAGUGUUGUAAUUGUUCAUGUUUUUAAUUAUUAAUAUUUUUAAUUUACACAUCCUUGGUAUACUUGCCUCUUUACUACUGGAUGGAAACCUCAUCAACUGUUUUAUUUUCUUUUUGUCUGCUGGAAAGAUUUUUAUAUUCUGUAAAUGAAUACAGUGAUAUUAUUUACAGUUUGGAGAAAAAAAAACAUCUUCAUCUGGGUAAAUGUGUUGCUUUUUCAAGGUUAAAAAACAAAAGAAACAAGAUUAGAAAAUACCUCUAGGUUGUAUAAAGACAGUGCUGUACUAGAUUAACCUGUUUUGAGUGUGAGUGGGUGAUGUUGGUCUUGCAGACCUAUACUGCACAUAACGAAAAAAUCAUAACUAAAAUGUCAGCUAUAAUUACAGGGCGGUUCCCUUAAUAUAGUCAGUAUUUACUAUUGUUGAUUUUUUUUCUUUAGGUAUAGCAGUGUUAACAAAAUAUGCAAAAAAUUGUCCCUAUUUUUUUCUUAUGAAGGAAACAAACGGAAAUGAAGAAGAAACCCUUCCCAAACAGCCCUGUGAUCUUUUUUUCUGCUUCGUUUUGACUGAAGAACGUUUCUUUUGUAACUCUGGUGUCUUUUUAUUAUAUUUAUUCAACUCUGACAUAUUGUUCAUUUUAAAGGUUAAUCUAGUAAAACUGAAGGUACCCUGUAUCAUCUCAAAACCUUAGCAUGGCAAGUGUAAUUUAUUGUCAACAAUGGCUCCAUUUGUGACAUGAGGCUUUGUUUAUGAUAUUGUUGUACAAGUGACCAUGUUUUGAAGUACAAACAAAAAAAUGGAGAAAAAGAAUAUAACAUGUACAACAAUGGUCCUGCAAAGGAUUUGAAAUUAUGUUGUA